CUCGCUCGCUAACGCCCUCCUCCCGGCCGCACCGUCGCUGCAGCUAUACUUCGCCGCUACAGCACCCUCCUCCUCUCCCCGCGCCAGUGUCGCUGUAGCGUCGGCAGUGUCCAGGAGCUCAUCGUCGUCGUUCUCGUUCGACGCGGCCACCUUCGAGGCUAACCGCCUCGACGCCGACGCGCGGGAGUCCACAGCCGCGGGGCCGGGCCGGAGAGCUUGGAAGUAUCCUGUCCAGAUCAAGGAAAAAAAAGACAAACCCUAGAUCGCCUAUUCCCCAAAUUAUUUGGCUUCAUCCCGGAUUCCCGGCGACGUUUGGACCUCUCCGGCUGCGAGUCCUCCUCCGGCUAGCUUUACCUACGCCACCCUCCCUUCCCUGGCGCUGAUCAAUCAGAACGUCUGCGCCGGGCUACGACUUGAAUAAAUGACACAUAAAAAUGAGAGCAUGGUGAUUGAUCACAGAAGAGGCUCGACAAGGGAUCAAAGAGCUACUAACAGAAAUAUCAAACGCUGCCAUGCGUCACCAUCGACGAUUGCAACUGGGAUUACAACUUGUCGCAGAAGGCGGAAGACUUAUAGCGAUUUGUGGGAACCUAGAAUGAAUAGAUAUAUAAAGCAAUGGUUUGCGGACGCUGCUGCUGACGAGGAAGAAUUUGGAUACUAUGAGCCUCCUGAUGAAGUUGCUGAUGAGGAAGAUCAAAUUGUUUCAGACACUCCUUACGUGGAGGAACCAUUUGGUGAAAAUUCUACUGAAAAAAAUUGGACCAUUGUCUCGCUUGCUUUACUUGAUGGAGAUAAUAAUAUGUUAUUUGCAUGCUCGGGCAUAACUCUACCACGCGGGCCUGGAGGAGCAUGCAUAACAAGAUUUGUUACAUCAGCACGUUUGGUUAAAGUGUUCAAUCUCAAGAGAAACAAAGAUGAUAAUUUGAAGAUUGCAGUGCGCCUUCCAAGUAAUAGAACUAUCAAUGGGGUUUUGGGACUAUAUGACGACUAUAUUGCCAUUGUCUCGUCCUUCGACUUAGUCCCGGAAGUUCGUCCAGUUAACUUUCAUUGCGGGGUUCAGUCUGAGUCCAUAACUGCUUCUGGGCGUGCCUUCAAUUCAGGCCAGUUGAUGUCCUUAGGUCUGCCAAAGCAGAAAUCAUAUCCUAGUUUUGGUCAUGAUCACCGCGUGGUCCUUUUUCCCUCAUUUAAAGAGGCUGCACUUGGAGCGUCACUUACUAAUUCCAAUGGUGACUUUCUUGGGAUGGUUCAUAAAUGCUACCCGCUUGAGACAGUCACUCUACCAGCGGCAUGUCUUCAUCGAUCCUUAAUGCAUUUUGGGGUACUCGAGAAAGAAGACGAAGACAUAUAUGAUGCAGGCAGCUCAAGUGGAGGAACCAGAAGUAGCAGAUGGAAAUAUUCCUUGCCUGAAGGCGUACGGAGCGUAGUCCCUUCAGGAUUUUUGAGAAAUAUUAACUUUCUAAAAUCCAUGGGCUAUCCCAUGCCACCACCACUCAUGCUUGAAUUGAAUGGGAGAUUGCGUAAUACACUUGAAGAUGAUUUUGGUGAAGUAUCUGCUUGGCAACUUGGCAAGGGUACGAUUCUAAUCUCAUGUGUCGCUCUGCGGAGGAGUUCUGGCAUAAACUCCCGGGAAAAGUUCAUACAAAUAUAUCCCGGAGUGCCGUCUCAGUUUUUUCAUUCAAAGGGGAACAGAUGUAUUUUGCAUGCACAGGCUUGCUUAUAAGUUGGCAUGUGCGCACGCCCGUACGUGUGCGCACAACCAUGGGCAUGCGUACACGUAUGCGCACGCGCUCAGUCAUUCUGACCUCAGCCAGUUUGGUUAGAUCUCGUGAUGAUCAAGACGAGAUUGACAACAACUUGAGGAUUGAGGUACUUCUUCCACCUCAUCAACGCGUCAAUGGGACACUGGAAUUGUAUCAUUUAAAUUAUAAUAUUGCUAUCAUCAGCGUUGAGAAGCAUUUCCUUGCUGCUCGCCCGGCAAAUAUUUUCUAUACAGUACAGAAGCCAGCUAAAAAUGUAGUGGCUAUAGGGCGAGAAGCUGCAGAGGGAUUAUUAUUGGCCACAAGGGGUGAAGUGACUGACGAGCCAAGUAUGCCUAGCGAACUUGACUGCGGAGACCUUAAGCUCUCUACUUGUAAAAUCAAGAAGGUUGGGAUUGGAGGCCCCCUUAUUAGUUCUGAUGACGGGAGUUUGGUUGGCAUGAACUUCUAUGAUGAUACUGACAAAACUCCUUUCCUGCCAAUGAGUAAAAUUGUUGACGUCUUGAGAGGGAUUGAACUGCCGUCGCAAAGAGGAUUGAACUGUCCCGUGAACUUGAUGGAUGGCACAGAAGUUAAGAAAAACAGGUGGACCGUGCCCGAGCCUUACUGGUAUCAUCCUCUAUUUGAUGAGGACUGGGAUCCAAUUCCCCCCUGUGUCGGAAGAGUUAAACAAUAGAUGUAAUCGUGCUGUUGAAAGUAGAUGGUUGUCCUCGUUCUGCUUAUCUAGCAAGGAUUUAUAACAGAACGUUUAGUUCUAUUUAUCAUCUAUGAUACAUGUAACCUGGACCAAGUAACUUGUUGAAAAAAUCUAAUGUGAGCUCUGCAUGGCGCUCUGCUAAAGCAAAA
Molecule: messenger RNA, 2603 nt
Organism: Lolium perenne
Lineage: Eukaryota; Viridiplantae; Streptophyta; Magnoliopsida; Poales; Poaceae
Source: RefSeq, a predicted model, not a curated record